Salvia hispanica is the source of this 764-nucleotide messenger RNA. Lineage: Eukaryota; Viridiplantae; Streptophyta; Magnoliopsida; Lamiales; Lamiaceae. The record is from RefSeq and is a predicted model, not a curated record.
AAUUACGCAAAUCUAGCUGGCCCCAUUUUCACAUAUAUAUUCAAUUACUUAAAUAUCCUAAUACACUAUGUCCCGUUAUUGUUCCAACAGAACAUCUGCUUCUCAGUCGUGCCAUGGCAACUCAAUCUAUCCAUGAAUUCACUGUCAAGGAUGCCAAAGGGAAUGAUGUGGAUUUGAGCAUUUACAAAGGGAAAGUCCUGCUAAUUGUCAAUGUUGCAUCAGAGUGCGGCCUGACAGACUCAAAUUACACAGAGUUGACAAAGCUGUACGAGAAAUACAAGGAUCAAGGUUUGGAGAUAUUGGCAUUUCCUUGCAAUCAGUUUGGUUCCCAGGAGCCUGGAACCAAUGAACAGAUUCAGGAGUUUGCUUGCACUCGUUUUAAGGCUGAGUAUCCAAUAUUCGACAAGAUUGAGGUGAAUGGGGAAAAUGCUGCUCCGUUGUACAAGUUCUUGAAGUUGGGAAAGUGGGGGAUCUUCGGUGAUGACAUUCAGUGGAAUUUCGCAAAGUUCUUGAUUGACAAGACUGGACAGCCUAUUGAUCGCUAUUACCCCACAACAUCACCUCUCACAAUUGAGAGGGAUAUUAAACAGCUCUUGGGGCUUCCAUGACCGAUGAGCUACUUGACGUGCACAUGUUCUCAUCUCUGUUUGUUGUACGAUGAAAAAUAAUACUCCUGAAUGACUAAAAUCAACUCGUUAUAUGAUGUACUCCUAAUACAACUUUAUCGUAAGAUGAAUAACAAGGUUUGCGACUUUUGCAUCAAA